Messenger RNA from Impatiens glandulifera, 813 nucleotides. RefSeq names its product transcription factor bHLH160-like. Gene Ontology annotation, molecular function: RNA polymerase II transcription regulatory region sequence-specific DNA binding; DNA-binding transcription factor activity, RNA polymerase II-specific; protein dimerization activity. Gene Ontology annotation, biological process: regulation of transcription by RNA polymerase II. Lineage: Eukaryota; Viridiplantae; Streptophyta; Magnoliopsida; Ericales; Balsaminaceae. The transcript has 3 exons. Bases 1 to 813 code for a protein of 270 amino acids. Gene Ontology annotation, cellular component: RNA polymerase II transcription regulator complex. The record is from RefSeq and is a predicted model, not a curated record.
AUGUCAUUUUCACCAUUGAGAAAUAACCAAAUUAGUUUUGAAGAUGAAGACUUAUCCUACUAUAUUGAAGCUUUGGACGGAUAUGAUCCUUCGCCAAUUUUCGAAGAAUAUUGCAACACAUUACAAGUUGUCAGUCCAAGUAAACUAGAAUCCACUCCCAACAACAUGGCUAACGAAACCCUUGCAACUAGCAUUCCUGGUCGGAAAAACCUCAAUGAAUUAGGAAACCCUAGUUCUUCAAAGUGCAAGAAAUCCUUCAAGUCAGAUGAAAAGAAAUGUAUUGCUCAAGGGAUUAAUAUUGGAGAAAUGGAAAAAAAGCUUGACCACAAUGCGAGGGAGAGAGUCAGGAGGAUGAAUCUCAGUGUGUCCUACCUUACCCUUCGUUCAUUGCUUCCCGAUGCUCGAAGAUCAAAGAAGAAAUGGAGUUCAGCAAAGAUAGUGGAGAAGGUGUUGGAAUACAUUCCAAAGAUAGAAGAUGAAGUGAGAAAGCUCAAGGAAAUAAUGAUCAUGAAUGAAGAAGCCAUUAAAGCUGAGAGAAUUAAGCAGAGGACUAAAUAUUCAUCUUCUAAUUCAGUUAUGGUUAGUGAAAUUAAGAGAGGUGAAGUGAUAAUCCAAGCAUGCAUGAAGAACAACAUUUUCUCAAGAAUUUUGGAGAAUCUUGAGGCAGAAGAAGAUGGUACUCUCAUAAUUUCAAGUGCAUCAAUUGUGACUCUUUCUGAUCAGACUACAGUUUGUUGCACUCUACAUAUACAGGGGAGACCUGAAACAUUUGAUCACAAGAGGAUCCCAUUUGUGCCUACGAGUCCAAUAUGA